Molecule: messenger RNA, 1510 nt
Organism: Actinia tenebrosa (Australian red waratah sea anemone)
Lineage: Eukaryota; Metazoa; Cnidaria; Anthozoa; Actiniaria; Actiniidae
Source: RefSeq, a predicted model, not a curated record
ACAUUUUUUUUAUCCUCUGGACAAACGCACGUUUUAAUUCGCCGCUUGGAAUACCAACGGAUUCCCACUGAACCUCCAUGUUGUAAACUGGCUACACAUGUAUGUCUUUUAUCUGACGGUGUUUAUAACUCGAACGAGCAUUUUUUAUUUGAACUCUUACUACAAGUACUAGCAAUAUGGGAAAGAAAGAGCUGGAAAGAACUAUUGACCUCCUGAAGAAAGAAAUCAAUAGACUGCACCAAGACCUCCUUCAACUACGAAAUGAUCUCAAAGUGGAGAGGACAAAGAGUUUGGACCUGAAUCUGGCAUUGAACGAUAAAGAACAAGAAAUAUGUAAUCUGCAAAAGGAAUAUGACCAAGGGAUGAAAGACAUUUCUUCACGAGUCUUACUUCUGGAAGGCAAUUUUCGAAAAGAGCAAACUGAAAUUCUUGCAAUACUCGAAUCAAAAGAUCAAGCUAUCGAACAGUUAAGAGAAGAACUUUGCGCUCGCGACAAAUGUCUCGAAGAACGAGCUAAACAAUUCGAUGAAUUCAAAACUCAAACCCAAAAAGAAUUAAAAGCAAGAGACAAAAAAAUCGCUUCUCAGUGGAGAGAGUUGGAAGGAUAUAGGGGUGCGAAUAAUAAGUUUUUAGGUGCGUUGAACCAACUACGUUCGUCCUCGCCCCCACUUGUCCAGAGAAGUGUUUCAAACAUUACAAAAUCUUGCCAGGAGAUGCAUUCAACAAAACCAAGGAAUGCUAUAACACCUAAUGCAUCAAGAAAAAAGUUUAGGGGCAGUUCAGAUUGGAGAGAAGAACUCUCGGCUUUCUUCUAAAAGUUGAGGAUUUGACAAUUGUGUUGUUUUAGACAGUAUCUAGCUAGAAUAGUAGUGACAUUAGUGAUGAGGUACAGGGGUGGUGUGGGUAUCUAUUUGUGUGAAGGGGGGUGCUGGGGAGGGAACGUUAACCUCUUUAAAAAAAGUUAAGGUUUUCAUUUCAUGUAUUAUUGUAUUUGAAUAUUCGAAAAGUUGAAAAGAUCUAAAUAGUUAUGUAUUGUUCCAUUUUCUGGUAACAGAUAAUCUCUUCGAAACUAGAUGGGUUAUUAUGGGAGCCCUUUAACACUAGUAAUUGUGUCUCGCGAUUCGAUCUGUGAUUUCAAUGGCAAUUUAAACGCAACCCCAAAUGCGUGCGUGUAAAUGAUCGGUGAUUUGUGCGGCGACUAUCGCGCGAAGAGACGCCGCGCGCAAAACUGAACAUAGUCGAAAAAUCUCUGGGGAUUUUUACUUCAAGUUUGCGGCGACUUGGCUGCGAUGUUUCUAAGUAAAAUUGCCGGAUAUUUUCCCGCCAAAACUAGCAACUCCGACACUCUUCAUUUACUUCUCCCUUAAUUUUUAAAAUUUUUCUAUGUCACUGAUUUAGUACCUAGUUUCAAAGGACCUGUUUUGUUCAUGUUGACAUGGGUGAUUAUCAUAUAAAUGCCGUUUACAUUGUAUAUCCAAUAAAAUAAUUACAAUAUGCAAAUGCAAAGUAA